UCACAAAGAUUAGACCGAUUAUGAGUUGGUUGUAGCGCCUUGAUGCAACUAUUCGUGUUCUGCGGAUGUGCGUGUUGCAUAUUAAAAAAUUGAAGGAACUUUCGCUAUUCCCACAUAUUCAGAGAUGUACGGGACUCGUCAGUUGUAGCAACCGAAUAACAGAGUGCCCAUGCAAAGAAACUAAGUAUCGCAUCUCAAUCCUUUUACUACACAAAAAGUGUCGCUCUCUGCUUAGUCAAUGACUUUCAGGCUUUUAUGGAUUAUUUCCUACAUACAUAAAAGUUGCUCCUACAACGCACUCUGACGUUCUGCGACACUCAAACGCCGUAUGUGCCUAUUUUCCCAGAGAUUGUCCGGCAACUGAUAACGCAACAUCUCUUCGCCAACGCCCACGCAUGUGUGUGGUAGAGACUUGUGCAAAGACUGUCUGAUUUCCAACUUUUGAAAUAAUUUCUGAACAAAAUUUGAUGGAUUUGCUCGCUUAGAAUUUAAAUAUGAAAUUCAAUAACCACCUUUCAAAGUAGGGGAUUAAACCGUCUGUCGGGCAAAAGGACCUGUUUUUUUUAUAUUACCGAACAAAAACAACUUUGGUUCAUGUGGACAGGAGUCUUUUUAUUCGUUGUACUCAGCCUUCUCCUUUAAAUUUCAAUUUUCUUGCGUUCAUUUCUAUUGCAUUUUCAAGCAAAAUGCGCACCAUCGUUAUAAUCGCACUAUUAAUUUUCGUAUUAUUUGUCUUUCUGUUUCAGGUGAGUUAAGUUUUCCCAGUCUACGUUAAUUAAGGAUGGGAUACACAAAUGACACGAAAGACGCCUCCGGCCUACGCGGACGGAGUAUACAUGAUGGCCGGUCAGGAUCGGCCGAGCCCUCGGCGCCUGAGUACAAUUUUCAUGAAAGGGGACGACGGUCUCGCCUCCGCCAAAAACCGCAGCGCCAUCCUCGCUUUCUUCGGUCAGGUGGUGAGCUCCGAAGUAGUCAUGGCCAGUGAGAGUGGUUGUCCAAUUGAGGUGCAUCGCAUUCAAAUUGACAAGUGCGAUGAGAUGUACGAUCCAGACUGCGCUGGGGACAAGUCCAUUCCCUUCCACCGUGCUGGCUACGACAGCAAGACUGGACAGAGCCCCAACAACCCUCGCCAACAGAUAAACCGAGUGACAAGUUGGAUUGACGGAAGUUUCAUCUACAGCAAUAGUGAGGCAUGGGUCAACGCCAUGCGCUCUUUCGUCAAUGGUUCCUUCAAAACUGAUCCAACUGGCAAGUGGCCCGUUCGAAAUACCAUGCGAGUACCCCUCUUCAACAACCCUGUUCCACAUGUACUCCGGACACUUUCUCCGGAACGGCUCUUUUUGUUGGGUGAUCCUCGAAGUAAUCAAAAUCCAGCCCUCCUAACUUUCAGUAUAUUAUUUUUUCGUUGGCAUAAUGUUAUUGCCAAGAAAGUGCAGGAAGCCCAUCCUGAGUGGUCAGAUGAAGAAGUUUUUCAACGAACAAGGAGGAUUGUGGUCGCAACUCUCCAGAAUAUCAUAGCAUAUGAAUACAUCCCAGCCUUCACAGGUCUAGAAUUACCAGAAUACGAGGGUUACAGUAUAGAUGUCCAUCCGGGCAUCAGCCAUGUUUUUCAGACUGCUGCUUUUAGGUUUGGACACACACUGAUUCCUCCGGGUAUUUAUCGAAGAGAUUCCAAGUGCAAUUUCAGAAAAACACCCAAGGGUAAACCAGCACUUCGACUUUGCUCUUUUUGGUGGGACUCAAAUGAUGCAGUCUCAGAGAGCUCUGUUGAAGAACUACUUAUGGGGAUGGCAUCACAGCUUGCUGAACGCGAAGAUACUGUACUCUGCUCAGAUGUUCGAGAUAGAUUAUUCGGGCCAAAUGAUUUCUCUCGCAGGGACCUUGGUGCACUCAACAUCAUGCGAGGACGAGACAAUGGUCUUUUAGAUUAUAAUACGAUUCGAACCUACUUCCACCUUCCAAAGGUAACAUCGUGGAAAGACAUCAACCCAACCUUACUCGGAAAACAUCCAGAAUUAGUGAAAAAAAUGUCAGACGCUUAUGGAGGCUCUCUAGAUAAUGUAGACCUCUACAUUGGUGGAAUGCUAGAAUCAACUGAUGGUCCUGGCGAGCUUUUUUCAUCCAUUAUCAUUGAGCAAUUCACAAGACUUCGAGAUGCUGAUAGGUUUUGGUUCGAGAACAAAGACAACAACAUCUUCACAGAAGAGGAGAUUGCUGACCUGCGAAGAGUGACAUUAUGGGAUGUCAUUGUUAACAGCACUGAUGUUCCCCCUGACGCAAUCCAGAAAAAUGUUUUCUUCUGGAACGAUGGUGAUCCAUGUCCACAACCAGCACAACUGAAUGCUAGCCAGCUGGAGCCAUGCUCUUACCUCAAGGGCUAUGACUAUUUUGAGGGAAGUGAAUUAGCUUUCACCUACGCAAUUGUCUUCUUGUGCGUUGUUCCAUUAAUUUGCGGUGCUGCAGGAUAUGGAGUAGUAAAGUUGCAGAACCGUCGACGAAGACAACUGAGAAUGAGGCAAGAAGAACUUAAAUCAGGGCCAGUCAAAACCUCUGGCCUAGCCACAGUCGAUAAAAUGGCUGUAAGGGAGUGGCUCCACGCAAACCACCGCCGUCUGGUCAAAGUUCGCUUCGGACCAGAGGCCAGCCUACACACAGUGGAUCGCAAAGGAGAAAAGCUGAGGUCUGUCAACUUCAAAAAUGCUGAUACUAUCACCAUUGAAGAAUCUCUGGUUGAUGAAAGAGGGAAACGUAAACGACCAAUGGUGUUGAUCAGGGUGCCUCGAGACCAUGACUUAGUGCUGGAAUUUGAUUCAUCUGCAGCAAGACGCAAAUUCUUAUCAAAGAUGGAAGGUUUCCUGAAUUCACACAAAAAGCAUCUGAUUGUUGUUCAGGCUCCACGAGAGUUAAUGCUGGCUAAAGCAGAAACAAGAGAAAGGAGACAAAAGCGACUGGAACAUUUCUUCAGGGAAGCAUAUGCCUUGACGUUCGGCUUGAAACCUGGCGAAAAGCGGAGGCGGGAAGAUGAAGGUGGAGAGGUCGUUAUGAGAACAUCUCUAUCUCGAGCUGAGUUUGCCUCUGCUUUGGGCAUGAAACCAGAUGCUGUUUUUGUUAGAAUGAUGUUUAACAUUGUUGAUAAAGAUGGUGACGGACGAAUCUCAUUUCAGGAAUUUUUGGAUACAGUUGUCCUGUUCUCACGAGGAAAAACUGAGGACAAAUUACGAAUUAUCUUUGACAUGUGUGACAAUGAUAGAAAUGGAGUAAUAGAUAAAGGGGAGUUGUCGGAAAUGCUUCGUUCACUGGUUGAAAUUGCCAGAACAACCAGUUUGUCGGAUCAACAUGUUACAGAUUUGAUAGACGGCAUGUUCCAGGAUGCUGGUCUUGAGAGCAAAGACUUUUUGACUUAUGAUGAUUUCAAGGAAAUGAUGAGAGACUAUAAGGGAGACUUCGUGGCAAUAGGCUUGGAUUGCAAAGGAGCCAAACAGAAUUUCCUGGACACAUCUACAAAUGUUGCUAGAAUGACAAGUUUCCAUCUGGAUCCAUCUCUUGACGAGGACCGCAGCUGGUUGAAAAAGAACUGGGAUUGUCUCACAACAUUCCUUGAGGAGAACCGACAGAAUAUUUUCUAUCUCUUUAUAUUCUACGUCAUCACCAUUUCUCUCUUCGUUGAAAGAUUUAUCAAAUAUUCUUUCAUGUCGGAACAUACGGAUCUGCGACACAUAAUGGGAGUAGGGAUCGCCAUCACUCGGGGCUCAGCAGCCUCUUUGUCGUUCUGUUAUUGCUUGCUGCUGCUGACCAUGUCGCGUAACCUGCUGACAAAACUGAAGGAGUUUUCAAUCCAGCAGUACAUUCCUCUUGAUGCUCACAUUCAGUUCCACAAGGUGGCUGCGUGUACUGCCCUCUUUUUCUCACUCUUGCACACGGUUGGUCAUAUAGUCAAUUUUUACCAUGUCUCGAAUCAACCGCUGGAGCACCUUCAAUGCCUCACAUCAGAGGUCCAUUUCCCCUCUGACUACAAACCUGGCAUCACAUUCUGGCUGUUUCAAACCAUCACCGGAAUUACUGGGGUUCUCCUUUUUGUUGUCAUGGUCAUCAUUUUUGUGUUUGCUCACCCUACAAUCCGCAAGAAAGCUUACAAGUACUUUUGGGCAGCACAUAGUCUUUAUGUGGCUCUUUAUGCUCUCAUGUUGGUUCAUGGUCUGGCACGAAUUACAGGCCCGCCAAGAUUCUGGAUGUUUUUCAUCGGUCCCGGUAUCGUCUUUAUUUUAGAUAAGGUGGUGAGUCUGCGGACAAAAUACAUGGCUUUAGAUAUUCUAGAAACAGAGCUAUUGCCAUCCGAUGUAAUCAAAAUCAAAUUCUAUCGGCCUCCAAACUUCAAAUACCUAUCGGGCCAAUGGGUGCGCCUAGCAUGCACAGCAUUCCGUCAAUCCGAAUUCCAUUCUUUCACGUUAACAUCUGCGCCUCACGAGAAUUUCUUAUCAUGCCACAUCAAAGCACAAGGACCUUGGACGUGGAAACUGAGGAACUAUUUUGAUCCUUGCAAUUUCAAUGUUGAAGUUGAUCAACCCAAAAUUCGAUUAGAAGGUCCAUUUGGUGGUGGGAACCAAGACUGGUACAAAUUCGAAGUAGCAGUUAUGGUUGGUGGUGGCAUAGGUGUCACACCUUACGCCUCCAUUCUCAAUGACCUUGUCUUUGGGACGUCAACCAAUAGAUAUUCAGGAGUGGCUUGUAAAAAGGUUUAUUUCCUGUGGAUUUGCCCCUCUCACCGUCAUUUUGAGUGGUUCAUCGAUGUACUGAGGGAUGUGGAGAAGAAGGAUGUUACGAAUGUACUGGAAAUCCACAUAUUUAUUACCCAAUUUUUCCACAAGUUUGAUCUGAGAACAACAAUGUUGUAUAUUUGUGAGAACCACUUCCAAAGAUUAUCCAAAACAAGUAUGUUCACUGGUCUAAAAGCAAUCAAUCAUUUUGGACGUCCAGACAUGUCAUCUUUCCUGAAAUUUGUUCAGAGAAAACAUAGUUAUGUAAGCAAAAUUGGUGUAUUUAGUUGUGGGCCCCGUCCACUGACAAAAAGCAUCAUGUCUGCUUGUGAAGAAGUGAAUAAAGGAAGAAGACUGCCAUACUUCAUUCACCACUUUGAGAACUUUGGAUGAUUUUCAAAGAAGAAACUCUUUAGGUCUCAAUUUUUUAAUUUCUGCCUGCCAUUUUGUAUUAUAGAUUGUUAAUGUUGUACAUUGUUAAUUGUGUUUAUUUGUAAAAAAGUUACCUGUAAUUUGUUUCCUAUUUUUGGCGCCAGAGCAGGUUAAAAAUGUCUGGCGACAAUUCUGUAAAUGGCUUCAACAAGCGUUAAACAAAUGUUUUGUAUUAUUAAUCAAAUACUUUGUAUUCAUCAGGUUUUCCUUUUUUAUUGUUAAUUAGAUUUCAGUGGUUGUGAGUCAUAAUUCUAUUUUCAUUUAGGCUAAGAAAACUGUCACUAUCAAAAAAAACAUCUCCUUGCUAAUCAGUAAGUUAUGUGUUUCACACAAUUGCUUUGAUGAAUGAAUUUCAGAGCUGGCAAAAAAAAGUCGAAUCCGUCCAAACGCAAAAUUUUAAUGUCUUAUCAGGGAUCAUUAAAUGCUCUCGUGUAAUGCAGGCAGUGAUGCAUUUUCAUUUUGUAACAAACAUGGUUGUAAAUACCUCUCCUGAUCGAAUAUACUUCAUGUAAAAGUUAAACUUGGGAGUGAACUUUCUUUAAACAUACUUUUAUUAAUUGUAAUUGUAUUUUUUUUUUAUUGUAGUUAUAUUACAAGUGAAAUAAAACCAUUCGAAAAUAUUUCAUAAUUCAGCUCUGGACUCAACAAAACUCUUGACCUGUUAAUAACAAUUUCUGUGAGACACAUAACUGAUCCAUCGGUAAAAUGUUCAUGCAUCACCGAAACAUUGUUUCCGAGGAAUCCAGGCUAAACUAGAGAUUUAUUGUUGAAGUCAUCAGAAAAAAUGAAUAUCAGUAUCUCAUAUAAUUUCCAUCUUUUUAGAGCAGUUGUAUAACCGAUUGGUUGCUGGUCAUAAUUGGGAAUGACAGGGACAUUGUUGUGCUGGACAGAUUGUGCAUUUCAGCAAAUGUCUUACUAUUGGGUUUCCCUCAGCCGUGUCAAUUUUGCCAAAGCUCUAUUCAAACGCAAUUUAAUUUUACUUUCUCGAAGAGUCCCAAAAGUCUUCAGACUGGUGGUGUCUUGACUCCAAAACCCAAAUAAGUUACCCACAUUCAUUGCCAGCAAUCAUAGUUUUAGAGUUACCACACAAGUUUCACAUGACUUUAGGGACAGUCUAUUUAGAAUAAGUUUAGAGCUCUAAUCAAACGAGGCUUUGCAUCUGCAUGAGAGUACCAGUGCCAUUGAUAUUUGGGCUCAAGCUUUCCGAAGCCCUUGGGACAAAGUUUUCCUUUUUUGAAGAGUGCUUUGUUGCCAACCUAAGUAACGCAACAAAACUAUGUUACCAUUCAGCCUAGUUCUUCAUACCUUUUGUCACUAUCUAUUUCUUUCAUUAAAGAUCUUACUUGAGAGAUUGCCUUUUGAUUUCUGCUGACCUAACUCUGCCAUAGGAGCUUAAUUCAUGCAACUGACUCCAUAUUUUCUAAGCCAUGUACAGCUGUGGUGAUUUUAUUGCACUUUGAAUUGAAGAAAAUUGAGGCUAUUAAUGGCUUAAAUAAAGCUAAGUUUAUUUGCAAGGAUGUAACAAUUAUUCAGUCUUAUACCUUUAAUUGUUGGGAAACAAUUUUCAUUUUCAGUCAAGUAGCAUUCAAGAUGUUAAAAAUAAAUGGUCAUGAAGAAACAGUCCUGGCCCUAAAGCACUGUCCCACCAGGAUCGACAAUGCGCAUGUUUCAUCAUGAAUUAUUAAAUUAUUUUAUGAUUGAUGCUUUUCCUCUCUCUUUCUUUUAAAAAUAGGUUAUUUUUGUUCUUUUCUUCUUUUUCUAUUUUUUCUUUUAAUGUUUCUAAUAUUGAAUCUGUGAUUUUGACCAAUGGAAACCUGGACUUGAACCAGAGCUAGGUUUCCUGAGUAUUUAUUUUUGAGUUGGUUUUUUUUUUUUUACAUUACGCUCCAUUCUACCCUUUGUUUUUAUGAGUUCAGUCAAAAUUUAAGCUAGAAAUGUGUAUAAAAUUGAUUUAGGUUAAUUAAACAUAAUGUCCCAAAGCCAUGCAUCUGAGGGUGUAUCGGCUUAUUUAUACAGCAUUUUAAAUUAUUUCUAUCACCCUUUUUAGGUAGAAAUAAACUGAUGUUGAUUAAGUCGGUGCUAAACAGAUAACUCUGACGUAGGAACUUCCAGUACAUUAAAAACUGUAUAUUUUAACUGUGUGUAAUUUUUCUUCAUCUUUAAAUGCGGUCACAGUUAACAGUCAGUCCCUAUUUCAAAAAAGCCAUUUUUAUAAAAUUUUCAUUAAAUUUAAUCAUUCUUGUAUUUAGCUUUUAGAAACACCUGUCGCCCUUUAUUCAACCAGAAACUUUCAAAUGGAAUAGGCAAAGCAUUGUUCCUGCGUCAAG
Molecule: messenger RNA, 7513 nt
Organism: Bemisia tabaci
Lineage: Eukaryota; Metazoa; Arthropoda; Insecta; Hemiptera; Aleyrodidae
Source: RefSeq, a predicted model, not a curated record